UAAAAUCAGUACAUUAAUGUUUGUUAAGUCAAGAAAAUUCCUUCAAUUCGGGCAAUGAUAUGGAGUUCAUUAUCAAUUGAUCAUAGACAAACUGCUAUACACUUUACUACAUGGAAUAGUGCUGUUAUAAUCCAUGGAGUACACUCAGCUUGUUUUGCUGUUGAUGUUAAUCGACUUAUCAGGUGGAAAUGUAAUAUUGCAUUUUGUGGGAGACAUAAGUUUUGACGGUGCUCCAAGCUACUACCACAGACACGAACAUUGCUCGUACAACGAUUCCUUUGCAAAUGUAGCAGCUGUGUUGAAGCAAGCAGACCUUGUGAUAGGGAACCUUGAAAACUCGUUCAUUCGAGAAGAUAUGAGGAAAGAUGCUCUCAAUGACUUUGUUCCAUUACUGAGCGCUGAACCUAAGACCGUUGAAGCUUUGAAGUAAGUAAGUUAACAGCACAGCAUUAAAAGAUGACAGGAGKAGCCGACCAGGUCUGUUCUUCUAAAUAACUGUUCUUAUACGAUUUUUCUCCUGUGAAAGUGACUUAGAACAAGAUUAAAAAAACUCUUGUUACGCACUUGUGAGUAUCRCUAAGAGAUAUUCKUGAUUUUCCUUCCUGAAAAGGUCGUGAAGAGUUUCCUGGGAAAAUUCCUACAGCCUAUUCCUCUCUGUAAUUUAAAAAUAUAUAUUUCUGAAUGUACUAUUUAGGGUGUGGUAGAGUUAAAAAAUUUUACUGCUUAAAAAGUGAAUGCGACAGCAUGCACUUCUUAGUCUUUGAAU
Molecule: messenger RNA, 766 nt
Organism: Exaiptasia diaphana
Lineage: Eukaryota; Metazoa; Cnidaria; Anthozoa; Actiniaria; Aiptasiidae
Exons: 2
Coding region: 134-430 (98 amino acids)
Source: RefSeq, a predicted model, not a curated record